AAGCCUGUCCAAUGAGUAACCAGCAGUCAGCUGACGCCUUUAGCAUCUAUUGUACACAAGACUCGAGCGGAGACAGACGCGAAUCACUGUGAAUCCAGAACUCAUGUGAAUUCAUCCCUCAUUUACUAACGGACCUCUUCAUAAAGAUGCAGUUCAUGCUGUUGUUCAGCAGACAGGGGAAGCUCCGUCUGCAGAAAUGGUACGUUCCUCUAUCCGACAAGGAGAAGAAGAAAAUCACGCGAGAGCUGGUGCAAACGGUUCUGGCCCGCAAGCCGAAGAUGUGCAGCUUCCUGGAGUGGAGGGACCUUAAAAUUGUGUAUAAAAGAUAUGCCAGUCUGUAUUUCUGCUGUGCCAUUGAGGACCAGGACAAUGAGCUAAUCACACUGGAGAUCAUCCACCGCUACGUCGAGCUGCUCGACAAAUACUUCGGCAGUGUCUGUGAGCUGGAUAUCAUCUUUAACUUCGAGAAGGCGUAUUUCAUCCUGGACGAGUUCCUGCUGGGAGGCGAGGCUCAGGAGACGUCGAAGAAGAACGUCCUGAAAGCCAUCGAGCAGGCGGAUCUCCUGCAGGAGAAUCUAGAUUUUCAGAUACGCCUGCUUCCAGGUGUUCUGAGUCCGAACAUGUCCUCCGAGUCCUCUGGGCUCUUCCAGAGUUAGACCGGCUCGAGUCGACGCUCUUCAGCCCCGACAUGAGUACUUUAACGUGCCCGUGUACUGAUUGGCUGCUGCAUGCUGAGCCACUCCCCCUGCACGCCUGACUCCGCCUCUGUCUCAGCGCCGUCCAAUCAGAGAGCUGCAUCUUGGACCCAGUGUCUCCUGCACACAGUCAGAUAGUGUUUCAUUGUGUUUAUCUGUGUGCUGGUCCUUCAUCUCAACUGACUUUAUUCCUGUAUCUCACUCGUUCAUGUAGCUUCAGGAAAUCAAAUCUUCGUCCAGCUUAAAUGCCUGAGAUGACUCUCAUUGGUGGACGUCACCGGUUCUUCACUCUUACGAAUGGACAUUAUUUAAAAUUCAGUGAAUUAAUCAUGAGAGGUCAUCUGUGUAAUCAUAAAGACUUGUUUCAGAGCAAAAAUCAUAUUCUUAAUCUUCAUCUUGUUUUCCAAUUAAAAACUUUGGAUGACGUUCACAUGAUUUGUAGAAAAUGAGUCGUAAUAUUUAAUGCCGUUUUGAUUCUCAAGUAAAUUAUUCUUGUUUUAAGGAUAUUUUAAGAUGUUUUAAGAAAAUUAUCUUUGCUCAAAUGGUUGCUACGCUGAAAAAAAAUAUAUACAUUAUAUAUUUUCUUCCUCAGUAUUUCUGUCUUGUUUUCUGGUAUAAACAUCUAAAGAUUCUUUAAAUCGGGAUACAUUUACUGGAUUUUUCUGUUUUCAGAAAAAUUGGUCAAAAUUAAGUGAGUUUAUGCUUAACAUAAGAAAAAUAUCUGCAGAUGGGGUCAGAAAAAAUAUAAUAUAAUAUAAAUAAAUAUAUAUAUAAUAUAAUAUAAUAUAAAUGAUAUUAUUUCCCUUUAAAUUCAGUUUCUUUUUUGACCCCACUGACAGGUAUUUUUCUUAUGUUAAGCAUUAAACUCACUUAAUUCUGAUGAUUUUUCUCAGCAAAAAAAGUAAUUUUGCUUCUCCAGUGAAUGUAUCCUGAUUUAAGAAUCUUUAUAUAUUUGUGCUGGAAAACAAGACAGAAACACUGAGGAGAACAUCAUUUUUACAGUGUAAAGUGUUCAGUUUGUUUUAGGCGAAGCAGCCGUCACAAUAACAGCUGUACAAGUUUACCCGCGGUUGGUAAAUGUAGUCAUUUAUAAAUUAUGAGUUUGUAUGCGCUGUAGCAACUUUAGUUUCUUUCUUGAUUUAUUUAGUAGAAAGUUUUAUUAAAUUAUCAAUUAGUUUGUAAUGUGUCUAUACACACACACACACACACACACACACACACACACACACACACACACACACACACAGAUCUACAGCGACCUCAAAAGUAUUUGGACACUUAUAUAACAUGUAGAAAUGUCUGCAUUAAAUAAUAAUAAAUAAGUCAUUUAUUAACCCUUGUAAAGCCUGACAUGAAAUAAUAAUCAGAAAAGUCUAAUAUUUUGAAAUGGAAGAGUUUAUUGAAGCUUUAAACAAAAUAUUUAAAAAAAAUCUAACAUCAGGCUUUUAUGGCUCAUAUAGUGAGAAAAACAGCUCAGUUUUAAUGAGCAAAAAUAUGCAAUUUGGUGCAGAUGCUGGACAAAAAGUAAUAUGGCUUCAAAAAUGAGCUGAACUGUUGCUUUGAGCCGCUGUAUUUCUGCCGUCACUAUAAACGAUUUACACCUAGACACACUUUUGCACUUCAGUGUUCGAUGAUGUCCUUUUGUUCAUUAUUUAUAGAGUUGAUUUGAAAACAGAUUCAUGUUUAGAGUGUUUUGAAUCAAUAAGAAUAUGAUUGAGUCGAUCUGUAGGCUGAAUGGAUGUAAAUUCAUGUGCGUUUUGUAACGCGGUAGAAAUAAACAAAUGAAAUGUGAGAAAUUUAAA
This is a messenger RNA of Megalobrama amblycephala (Wuchang bream), 2497 nucleotides long. RefSeq names its product AP-1 complex subunit sigma-2. Gene Ontology annotation, biological process: vesicle-mediated transport; intracellular protein transport. Bases 147 to 656 code for a protein of 169 amino acids. Gene Ontology annotation, cellular component: membrane coat; AP-1 adaptor complex; intracellular membrane-bounded organelle. The transcript is spliced from 7 exons. Lineage: Eukaryota; Metazoa; Chordata; Actinopteri; Cypriniformes; Xenocyprididae. The record is from RefSeq and is a predicted model, not a curated record. Gene Ontology annotation, molecular function: clathrin-cargo adaptor activity.